AUGUGUUUGUUGGGUGACCGUGAGAGUGGGAGUAAGAGUGAGAAGAAGGAAUUGUUGAAAGAAGGAUUAUCAACCACCAAGAAUCAUCCUUUCAAGUGUCUCUCCAGGCUCAAAUGUGGUGCGAAGACCCUGUACAUGAUGGCUCCUUGGAGGAAACUGUGCAACAGUGGACCAGCCAAAUUAUGA
This is a messenger RNA of Ilex paraguariensis (yerba mate), 186 nucleotides long. The record is from the annotation of a GenBank genome assembly. Lineage: Eukaryota; Viridiplantae; Streptophyta; Magnoliopsida; Aquifoliales; Aquifoliaceae.